Messenger RNA from Tetrahymena thermophila SB210, 7062 nucleotides. RefSeq names its product helicase carboxy-terminal domain protein. Lineage: Eukaryota; Ciliophora; Oligohymenophorea; Hymenostomatida; Tetrahymenidae. The record is from RefSeq and is a predicted model, not a curated record. Gene Ontology annotation, cellular component: membrane. The transcript is spliced from 2 exons. Gene Ontology annotation, molecular function: ATP binding; ABC-type protein transporter activity. Gene Ontology annotation, biological process: protein targeting; protein import.
AUGGAAUUACACAAGAAAAUAAGAAUAUUGUUGAAAGUAGCAUCAUUGGAUUUAGGAGCUUUGCUAAGUUUUUAGAGUUAGAUGGAGAUCAAGAGUGCAUAAAUGCUUUAGUAGAAAAGGCAGAUAAUACAAAUUCUAAUGAGUCUAUUAAAAAAAAUAUUCUUACAAUAUUAGGUUCUUGUAAAUUAGACAGUGCUCACAAAUAAAAGCUGGAACUAUCUAGCUUAGAUCCUACUACAGACAGUGAAUAUCUAGAAAAAAUAUCUAAUCUUUCAAAGCAAUCUCCAUUACUUAAACAAAAUUUUAAGCAAUUAAAUUUCAUUAUUGAUAAUUAUCCCGACUCACAAUUCAAAUAUAGCAAUUUUAUCUGCUAGCACUAAGUCAAGUGACCUAAAGAGAUCAUGCUAUCAUUUAGUAAAUCAAAUUAUAGCAACUGGUAGAAAAUUUAAUGAUAAGAUCAUGUCAUUGUUAGUACGUGACGAAAGUAGGGAGCUAGUACAAUCCACUUUAGAACUAGCUGCUAAAAAUCAGGAAAUUUCAUUUCAAGCAAGCCUGUUACUAAGGAUUGAUAGUAUAAAACCUCCAAUUAGUACACAAGAUUCAAAUAAAUUACUUAAAGAUAUUCAUCAUGAACUUAGAAAUGGAUUUGAGCUAACUGAUUUUACUAUUCAAAAGUUGUUAGAGAUAUAAUUUUUUGAGCAAAAAAUGGAAGACUACUCAAAUUUAGAAAAUUUCUCCAAUAUUUUUGCAUACAUUUUAGUUUAAUAACCUAAAUAUUGUUCAAAUCAAACAAUUGUUUCGGUUAUCGAACAACGAAUAUUGUCUAAAAAAGUAAGCAGCGAUAUCAUUAAUGGGUAUAACAAAAUUAUCAGAGAAGGGAGUUAUUUAAAUUUAGAUAAUGCAGUCGAUACUUUGGCAGAAUGCUUGUAAGAGGGUAACUAAACUGAAAAAUUGAAUUUAGCAAUGCUUCGUUGCAUAAGCAGUGCAGCUGAAGUAGCUAAGAAUAUAUCUAAAAAAUGUUUAUCUGUUCUAGAAAGUAAUAUAGAUAGCUCUGAUGAAAAUAUUAGGAGUUUAUCAUUUAGAGGAUUAUGGGCUGCUUAGGAUAAGGGGCAUACAUCAGAAAUAUUUAAAAUAUGGUGCAGUGAUGCUAUUACUAAUUUAAGACUUAAAGUUAGUACAGAAGUUAAGCUUGAUUUAGAAUUACUUGAUACUCUAGCUUCAUUAAAAUAUUUAGAUCUCAACAAGAUUGCUCAAAAACCUUAAAUUUAAUGGAAGAGAGAGCUAUUACUUUCUGAUUUACUAGCAAGAUUUGAUUUAAGUGAGGGAGAUUAGUUUAACUUUUAUAAAAAUUGGAUAUAUAUUGAAUAAAGUAAAAAAUUUCAAAUAGGAAAAUCAGAAGAAAUACUUAAAGCUCUCAUAAUUAGUCGAAAUAAUGACAAUUUAUCAUUUGAGCAGUUAAAUGACAUCGUAGUGAUAUUUUUUUCAACUAUUGAUUCUGAAACAGCACAUAAUAUAUUGUUGAAUAGUACUAACAGUUAUUUUGAUCUAAAGCAAAAGUGGGUAGAACAGUUACUAUUAGAGCGCAUAAACCAAGAAACAAGUAAUAUUUAUAUUUAAAAACUUGCUUUUGAUAUCUGUAACAAAUUUGAUACUGCAGUAGUUGAAAAAUUGCUAAAUUCCAUAUCCACUAUAACAUAUCUGAGAGAAUUUGAACUUUUAUUAGAUUUUGCUAAAAUAAAUUAAAUCAAAGUGUCCGAUAUAAAUAUACAAUAGGCCAGAGUUAAUUAAUUAAUAAGAUCAUUAGAGCUAAAGAUUUUAGGUAAUUAUUUUCAAGGAUCUGUAGAUCGUUUUAAGUUAGCUAAUAUACUUAAUAAUCUUUUAGAGAAAGGAUGGGCUCUUGAACAAUUAAAAGCCAUGUUUAUCAAUCUUAAAUCUUUAAAUACCAUAGAACAAGUCUUCAAAGAAUAAAACCUUAUUUCCAUAAUUCAAAUAUUAGAUGAAUACAAAAUUGCCCAGUUUUACCACCAAGAUAUUUUAACUGUGCUUAUGUAGUAAAAUCCAGAGGAUUGGUUAAAGGGAAUAAAUCAAAUCGCAGUAAGACAUAAUUUUCAAACUAUAGGCAAGGUAAAAAAUACUACUGAGCUAGUGGGUGAAUUAAAAAGUAGAAAUUUACACAACUAAUAAGUAUUGGAGAUGAUUGAUGGUGGCUUAAUUAGCUAGAUAGCACAAAUUUAAAACACAAGAUUAGAAAGUAAAAUUUAUUUAAAUGUGAGAAAUUUAAAUAGAUCUCAAUUAAUUAUUAAAUGGGACAAAUCAGAUAUAUAAGAAUGGUCCAGAAUUGUUAAAUCUGAUCCUGAUAGCUUAAAAAAUUAUAAUUCUCUUAUUGAGGCACUUGCUGUAAUAAAAAGAGCAAAUUUUUUACAUACAGGCUUUCUUAUGACAGAUUCUCAAAUUUUGAGUUGCUUAGUGACAUUACAGGCUAAUCAAGAUCAGGGAAGACUGUUGCAAAUAGCAACUGGUGAGGGUAAAUCCACUAUUAUUAGUGUGCUUGCUAUAAUUAGUGCGUUGAAAGGUAAGAAAGUAGAUAUUAUAACUAGUUCGCCAGUACUUGCUGAACGAGAUGCUAAGGAAAAAGCUGGACUAUAUAAUAUCUUUGGAUUAAGCUGUACCGAUAAUAAUGAUAAAUCUGUUUAUAUUAAAGGAGCUAAACCUUGCUACUAAAUGGAUAUAGUAUAUGGCGAAGUAGCUCAAUUCCAGUUUGAUAGUUUAAGAGAUGGAUAUAGCUAACUUGGUACAUUGGAUAAUAGAAAAUAUGAAGUUGCAAUUAUUGAUGAAGUAGACAGUAUGCUUAUUGAUGAUAGUUCUAAAAUUGCAAGACUCAGUUCUGCUAUUGCCGGUAUGGAUCAACUACAACCUUUAUAUCAUUUUCUAUGGCAAAGGCUGAUCUCUAUGCAAGAGAAAAUUGUUGAAAUUGAUGGUAAAAUGUGUCUCUUGUAUGGUAAAAUAAGUUAUGAGCACAACAAUAUUAUAUUAGAAUAUGCAGAUGAAAAAGGACAGCUUAUAAAAGUACCUGAUCUAAAAAACUAUAUUAAAUCUAUUAAAGAUAUAAGUGAUAUUGGUCAAUUUAUAGAAGGUGAAAUCGAAGUAUUUCUUAAAAGUCAUCUUUCGGAUUACAUAAAUGAACUAUUUGAGAAUAGUUUUAUAAAAAUACCUGGUAAUUUUAAAGAAUUUGUAGAAAAUCAAGCAUCUAAAUGGAUAGACAAUGCUGUCGUAGCCUUUGGCUAUCAAGAGAAUGUACAUUAUGUCGUACAAGAAGGAGUUAUAAAACCUGUAGACUAUAACAGCACAGGGAUUGUUCAAAGUUCUACUAAUUGGAGUGAUGGUUUGCACUAAUUCUUAUAGAUUAAGCACUCUCUGAAAGUGACUUCUGAGACUUUUAUGACAAAUUUUAGAUCAAAUAUGGGGUAUUUUAAUAAUUAUGGUAGUAAUCUUUUUGGUCUUACUGGUACCCUUGGGUCUAUGAAAGCAAAAGAAGUAUUAUCAGAAGUUUAUAAUGUAGAUCUUGUCGAUAUCCCUAGUUUGCAUCAAAAGCAGUAUCUUGAGUUAUCUACUGUAGUCACUGCUAAUUAAACCAAGUGGUUUAAUGAAAUAUGUUCUUCUGCAAUAAAUGAAGCGAAUAAGGAAAGAGGAACUUUAAUUAUUUGUGAAACAAUAGAGCACGCUAAACUAAUAGCAGAAAAUCUUAAAUCAGAGUAUAGAGCAGGAGCAAUAAAGCUUUACACAAUGAAUAGCAUGAACUAAGAAAGAGAAAUAGAAAAAGUCAAUCCUGGAGAAAUAAUAAUCGCAACAAAUCUUGCAGGGCGAGGAACUGAUAUCAAAACUGAUGAAAUUGAAAAGAAUGGUGGUAUGCAUGUAAUUGUAACCUUUAUGCCAUCUAAUUAGCGUGUUGAAGAGCAAGCAUUUGGUAGGACUGCAAGAUAAGGUAAAUGUGGUACAGGUUAAAUGAUAUUAAACGCAGUUGACUUAAUGGAAUAUGGUGAAUUUAAUCCACAGAAAGUAAAAGAGCUAAGGGAUGGCCUUGAAGUGAAAAUAUUGAACGAAUUUCAAAAGGAAGAACUAAAAUUAAUAGAGAUAAAAGAUAAGUUGUUUAAUCAUUUUUGUUCAUUAUUAAAUAAGAUACGUCAGAGCAUUAGAAAAAAAAGUAAACAGUUGGUUUUUUUUUAAAAAACUACACCAUCAGUAUACGAGGUUAAUCUGCUUUCAGCUAUUGAAGAACAGUGGUCGAUGUUUUUACGUAAGAUAGAUGAGGGAUUAAUUCCAAUUGAAGAUGCUGAGAAUGAAUAUUAAGAAUUUAGAGUAAAAAUUGAAAAUGAUUAUAAAUGUAAUAAUGUAAUAAAAAAUCCUUAUUACCACAUUUCUAUAGCUAACGAUUUAGUGAUUAAUGAUUCCUCACUGAAUGAUAAAUACAAUCAGGCGAUGAGUCAUUUUGAUCAAGCAGUUUAGCUUGAUUAACACUGCAGCGCAGCGGCAUUUGCAGGUAAGGCGUGGCUAUUAUUAAAAGGUAAAGAAAAGUUUUGGACUUAAAAUGAUCAGAGUAGAAAUUAUAAACAGCAAGCCAUUAUAGAAUUUAGCAAAGCCCUAACUGUUUUAAAUGAUGAAAUGGCGUUAUUGAAUUCUAUGCAAUUUAUACUACAGUAGAGUUAGGCAGACAUUAAAAAUGAUUUAUCUAAACAGUUAAUUCAAAAGAUAUAAAUUUUAGAUUCUUAUUCAAAUAGUUUACAAAAUGCUGUCUCUACUAUUAAGAAAUCACAAAGGUUAAUAGACAUAACAUGCAUAAGAAACUACCAAGAUAAGAAAUAAUAUAUUUAGAUAGUCAAUGGUAAUAGCAAUACUUAAUAAAAGAGCACUGAUUAUAAUACUGAAAUUUAUAAAGUAGCAGUUUCUUAUAAUGGUCUUGAAAGAAAUGGGCUUGGGGAGAUAUAUCGAGAACUGGGUUGCUAUGAUGAAUUUGAAGUUGUUUUUAAUGAUUUGACAGUAAGGGAAGAUAGUGGUACUAUUGACCAAGCUAUUGAUACUAUAACGAAAGCCUUUCUUAAUUCUAAGCCCUUCUAUAAUAUAUUUAAUAAGGGUUCUAAAAUUCUAGAUAACUAUAAGAAUAUUAGUAUUAAUUUAACUCAAGUUAAUGCAGAAAGACUAAAAUUAAUGAUAAAUCCUGAUAUUGCAGUCAAAGAAGCAACUAACGUAUUACCUUAUUCAAGGUUAAAUAUUGAGUUUCCAAGAUUAGACUCCAUUAAUGCUAAAAAUAAACUCCGUGAAAUAAAAUCUUAAAAUGUUAGUCUUGAAAUAACAGGUAAGAAAGAUGAAAUACUCACAGCUAUUAGCAAUCUUAAUGUUCAUACUGUAGACUUCUUCAAUUCAGAAAAUAAUAUUACUGAAUCUGUAUAUCUCCAUAAAGCUAAAGAAAAAAUUAGUCAUAUCUAAGAAAGUAUUAUUAGUAUAAAACUUGAAAAUUUAGAUAGCUUGGUUGUUAAUGAAAUUAUAGAUUUAUGCCAAAAUGCAAGUUUUAGUAUUCAUUUUAUAGCAAUAACCCUUAAAGAAAGCUUAGGAGGAUUAAAUGAAGAACAGAUCAAUGUAAGCUUUAAUGAUUUGGGGUAAAUUGAAGCAAUUAAACUUAUUUCCAGUAUUAGAAAAAAAAAUAUGGAUUUUAGUUUAGUGUUUAGACAUCUAAAAGCGCAGCAGUUAGAAUGGAUAAUUGGAAAAGCAUCAUUAGAUCAAGAAAAUAUUAAAAUAAGUAAAGUAAGAACUUUGAGUGAACUUUUUAUGGAUGAAACUAAACCUAUCUUAGAGUUAUCAGAAUUUGCUGCUAGGGGAAUUGAGUAUUUAGUGGUGAUUAAUGAAAAAAGAUUUAUCCCCUGGCGAAGUGUUAUAGAAGUUGGAGCUCUUGCUGGUAUUCAAAUUGCAGUAGGUGGUGUGUUAAUAACAACAGGAUUCUGGUCCUCUUUUGGAAUGGGCUUAAUUACUGAAGGUGCAGCAGAUAUAAUUACUGCUUAUGGAGCUUACAGCACAAGGUAAUUUUCUUGGUCAGAUUAUUGGAAUCAGAAAGCAACUAGUUUAGUUAUAUCACUGCUAUCUUGGGGAUGGCAAAGAUUAAAAAAUGCAUGUAAUGGAGCUAAAAAUUUAUUAUUAGAAUUAGAAUAAGAGGCAUUAGAGCAGGUAAGUACCAAAGUUAUUAUGAAUGGUUAAAAAGUAAUACUUAAAGAAGCAUAAAAUCAAGUUAAAAGUUAUGCAUCUCACUCUGCAUUAAAAUAUUUCAAUCCACAAAUUUCCUUAUUUAUACAAAAUUAAGUUAAUAGUAAGUUAUGCCAUUCAAACUUAAUGGGUUUAAUACGUAAGAUGUAUGCAUUAGAUAGUAUGAGUAAAUCACAAAAAAAUCUCAGAGGAUUAAUAGAUAGAAUAGUGUCUGAAACUAUCAAUCCAGAGAGCAUAGGUAUAAAAAUAUUAGAUAUUUAUAAUGUCAUGCAUUAGAUUCCAAUUAUUGUUGAUAAAAUUCAUGACCAGCUAGUUAAAAAAUUUUCCCAAAUUGAUAAGGAAACGUUACAGAUAGCUCAACUGCUACACAAAUAUUGUCAUAUAGAAGAAAAUGAUGCUAUAUAAAUUACUGAAAUAUUAAAAAAAGAAGAUGUUAUAAAAAUAGAUAACGGGAAUUUGGAUCAAGUUUAGUAUUUUUGCAGUAGUAUUACUUGGGAAAAAAUUAAAAAAUAAGAAUAUUUUAGCAAAUACAUGAAAUAAUUAACCUUUUAUUAUGAAUACGUAAAUCCUCUAGCAUUCGAAGCUAACGUGUAAGACCAUGGAAACUAUAAAAAGCCAAAAACUAGCCUUGAUAGACUAAAUUUUGGUAAUCACAACCAACAUAAAAGUAAAGUACUCCAUUUCUGUAAAACUUUGCAUGAAAGCACUUCAUCUGUACAAAUAGCAGAUCUAAGUCAAAUAAUUAAAUCGGUAUCGGAUUUAAUUAUGGAAUAAUUUAUUCAGAUUACAGAUGAGCUAUUGAUUUUAAAAUGA